AUGCGUGUCUUCGCCUUCGCCCUUCUCCUCGUCGGCUUCUUGGGCCUCGCCUCGGCGGCGCUCAACUUAGAUGGCAUCCCUAGCUGUGCUGUCAGUUGUAUGAUCAAGGCGCUUCCCCAGUCGACAUGCGCAGCCACCGACCAAACAUGCCUAUGCGUGGACCCCAAGUUCAACGCAGCUGUGCAACCCUGCAUUCAACAGACGUGCACGAUCAAGGAGAGCUUGAUCAUUACCAACGCGACGUGGUCACAAUGCAACUUCCCACUGACAGACCAGACGGCGAAGAUUCACUGGAUUGGCGGGGUUGUUACCUUCAUCACGGUUGCCUUCAUGGUGAUGCGACUUGUUUCCAAAGCCAUGAAGCUGUCAACCUGGGGUGCCGAUGACACCGCUAUCGUCAUUGCAUUCGCUUUGUUCAUCGGAUUUUAUGUCGAACUAUUCUACUUUGUAAGAGCAGGUCUUGGGAAGGAUAUCUGGACGCUUCACGACUACGAAAUCACGUAUUUCCUGAAGCUCCUCUUCGCUCUCGAGUUCUUCUACUUCAUCGGCCUCGCCUCGAUCAAGGCAUCCAUUCUCUUUUUGUUCCUCAAGAUCUUUCCGAGCAAAGGCUUCCGCAAAGUGCUCUGGGUCAUGCAACUUCUCAGCGCGCUUGUCGGAUUGUCAUUCGUCAUUCUCUGUUUUGCAGAAUGCCAGCCACUAUCUCACUUUUGGGAUGGCUGGAGUGGAGAGAACCAGGGCACAUGUCUUGAUCUCAACCGUAUCGGCCUCAGCCAUGUCGCUUUGAACAUCACGCUGGAUAUUGUGAUGCUUAUCCUUCCCAUUACUCAGAUCUACAACCUCAAGAUGGAUAAGCGGAAGAAGCUUGGCGUUAUUGCCAUGUUUCUUGUCGGUGUCUUUUUGACGGUUGUGAGCAUACUACGCAUCAAGACUUUGAUUGUAUUCGCGACGUCACUGAACACUACCGCCGACUCUGUUGCCGUUGUUCUCUGGGCCUACGUCGAACUCGGUGUCGGUGUCAUCGUUGCAUGCAUGCCAAACGUGCGCCAACUUCUCCAGACCCUCCCUUCCAAGGUUGUCCAGCUUUCAACGAACAUGGCAUCCGCAGUGGGCUCAUCAUUAUCAAACAGCCGCACCAGGGUAUCAGUGUCACAAGUGUACCACGAGAAACCCAACAAGUCAUUUCGGGACACCCACAUGACGAUCGGAACAGACACGACGAUAGCAGCCUCGGAAGCAAGUCUUUCGCCUCGGGGCUUCGACUGA
Colletotrichum karsti is the source of this 1263-nucleotide messenger RNA. RefSeq names its product CFEM domain-containing protein. Bases 1 to 1263 code for a protein of 420 amino acids. Lineage: Eukaryota; Fungi; Ascomycota; Sordariomycetes; Glomerellales; Glomerellaceae. The record is from RefSeq and is a predicted model, not a curated record. The transcript has 8 exons.